CAGUGAACAUCGAGGGACAUCUCAGCGACGACAAUCAUAAACUUGUGAUCGUGAUGGAGAAGUUUGUCCUCAUUCUCUUACCUGCCCUCAUCUCAACAUCAGGUGCCAAGGAAUCAGUUUAUGCUCGUGUAGGAGAUGAUGUCGCCCUAAAGCCUCCAGCGAUUAUCGAUUUAAAUCUUUAUGUGCACUGGAUGUUUCAAAAAGUGGACGCCCCUUCUCUUGCCUGGAGCAAUCACAUGGGUGGAAAAAAAUUCACUGAAGAUGAAACCUGGAAAGCUAAGUUGACCUUGUCUGGCGACUCACUGGGCAUCAAAGACGUCCAACCAGAGAACUUUGGGACAUACUUUUGUAAAAUUGAAUAUAGAAAUCAAAAAGUACUUAUCCAUUCCAUCGAACUUAUCAAACUCGACGUGAGUGUGACCCCAGCCAAUCCUCUGCUGCCUGGAGAAUCUCUGUCUCUGUCCUGCACCGUAGAUCACAAGAAGCCUGAGAUCUACUGGCUGAAUCCCAGAGGCGUGAAGAACAACCAGGGAACAGACACAGUGAGAGUCACAAGCCAAGACGAUGGCAUGUGGACCUGUGUAGUGGCAGAAGAUAAACGGGUCAAAAUGCCUGUAAAAGUUAUGGGCCUUUCUCCAGCUCCUUUACUUCCUCAAUACACAUCUACAUCCUCACGCCUCACUGUCCCCUGUUCGAUUCCUCCUCCCAUCACCUGGGAACAGAUCAAAGCUAAGGAGGUCCAGGAAGUUCACUGGCAAUUCUUCCCUGCAACAUCAUCAGGCCUCAAUUCCAAUGACGCCCAGAGGCUCUUCUCCCUCUCACUCGAUUCGCUGAGCUGGAAGGAAGACCAAGCCCGAGGUCUGAGUCCUGCACGAGACACCAAAAAAGGAAAUCUGGAACUGACCAGAAAGCUGGGCAGAGUGGACGACAGUGGGGACUACGUGUGCACUAUGAAAUUUAAAAAUGGCCUGACCCUGAACAGGACGGUACACGUGGAGGUGUUGCAAAUCGCCUCCUCACCGGGACCACACCUCCUCUCUGGCCAGCAGCUCAACCUGACGUGUGGCGUGGGCCAGCCGCUGCCCUCUGACCUCCAGCUGCAGUGGACCCGACCUAAACGAUCAGCCCAGCCUGGUCUGAAGUCUGACCAGCAACUCGACCUUCUCACCAUCCCAGAAGUGAGCACGGACGAUGGAGGACUUUGGGUGUGUGUGCUGUGGCAGGGUGAGACGCAGCUGACGUCGGCUGCGAUAACGUUGACGAUAGAACCCAAACUUAGUGUGUGGAUGCUGGUGAUCGCGUGCAGCUCUGCAGCCAUCGUGGUCCUCCUCCUCCUCAUCCUCGCUCUCAUCCUCCACCGACGCAGACGUCAGAAGAUGAGACACCUCAGGCAUCAACUCUGCCGAUGCAAAAAACCCAAGCCCAAAGGAUUCUACAGAUCAUGAUAUCUCCCAGAAAGAUAUUUCCAACAGGACACGGCCACCGAUUGAAUUUCUUUCCAGAUAAGAUGGAUUUUUCUGUCGUAUCUACUAAACUGUGAAGCUGUGUGAGCUGCGAGAGAUGAAGGUCUGAAAGUUUGAAUCAAAGUUCAGUCAUCGCUGAGAUGCCAGAUGAGACUCAGAAAGAAAAAUGUAUUUUACAGUUGUAUAUAUCAACCAGGCUGGAUUGUUUUUAAUUCCUUUACGAAUCUUAUCUUCAAUUCAAUUGUGUCUCUUUUUUUUAUGAUAAUACGUAGCUUAUAUGUUGGAUUCAGUAUAUUUAGUAUUAUUUGAGUAUUUUUUAAUUUCCAUGUCAUGUAUGUUCUUUAUGAUGCUCCUUUGACAGGUGUGGUUACCUGCUGCAAUAAAAAUGUUCACAUUUAUUUCAUUUGUACACAGAAAAUGAUACUUUAUUACUUAAACUAAAACAGGGUCCUGAGUAAAUCAGCUUUUUUGGUGAGGGGCCCUGCAGUGGUUUGGAGGUGGGGGUGGAGCCUGGUGUCAGUGGAGUGGGGUUGUAGCCAUCUGACAGAUCCGAGGAUACGUGAAGGAGCAGGGAACAUCGUACCACUUCUGAGAGCGGCUGUCCACCACAGCA
Messenger RNA from Limanda limanda (common dab), 2076 nucleotides. It is a transcript of the gene cd4-1, whose product is annotated as CD4-1 molecule. Gene Ontology annotation, molecular function: MHC class II protein binding; protein tyrosine kinase binding. NCBI's taxonomy places the organism in Eukaryota, Metazoa, Chordata, Actinopteri, Pleuronectiformes, Pleuronectidae. Gene Ontology annotation, biological process: T cell activation; interleukin-15-mediated signaling pathway; positive regulation of ERK1 and ERK2 cascade. The transcript has 10 exons. Gene Ontology annotation, cellular component: external side of plasma membrane; membrane raft. The record is from RefSeq and is a predicted model, not a curated record. Bases 54 to 1445 code for a protein of 463 amino acids.